Messenger RNA from Glycine soja, 1936 nucleotides. RefSeq names its product AAA-ATPase At2g46620-like. The transcript has a single exon. Gene Ontology annotation, molecular function: ATP binding; ATP hydrolysis activity. The record is from RefSeq and is a predicted model, not a curated record. Lineage: Eukaryota; Viridiplantae; Streptophyta; Magnoliopsida; Fabales; Fabaceae. Bases 274 to 1701 code for a protein of 475 amino acids.
AAUCCUUAUAACGAUAGUUGAGAAAUGUGUUCGCAGUGCUAGCAAGAGUCAAAAAGCUUGAAAAUCAAAGACACCAAAUAAGAACACAUGUUUUUACCUAUAUCGAUUGAAGAAUAAUAAAAUUGCCGGCACAGACCUGACCCUUUCAAACCUCUCUCUCUCUCUCUCAUACAAAGUUCCUUCCUUCAGCUGCAUCAUGUACCCUGCUGCAACUGCAAGACAUUCAAUUCAUUAACAACACUCGCAUUAUUCAAACUCCAAACCAACGCAUGCAUGAUUUCACAAAUUAACAUGCUUUCCCUUUUCUUCUUCCUAUCUUCCUCUUUUCUAAUCCUUUUCUUCUUCCGAAAAACCUCUGCACUUCACAUCCUCAACCAAUGGUUCCUCUCCUUCGAAAACCGUCUCCACCUUCACCAAUCCUUCAAAAUCCCUCGCUAUAAUCUUCACUCUCAGGAGAAUAGCCUCUACCGGAAAAUCCUCACCUACCUCGAUUCCCUUCCCUCCGUUGAAGAUUCCGAUUACACCAACCUCUUCUCCGGCCCCAAUCCCUCCGACAUCUUCCUCCACCUCGACCCUAACCACACCGUUCAUGAUACCUUCCUCGGCGCCAAGCUCUCCUGGACCAACGCCGCCGCAGCCGCCACCGGCGGCGCCGACGCGCUUGUCCUUCGACUAAAGAAGAAAGACAAGCGCAGAGUCUUCCGGCAGUACUUCCAGCACAUUCUCUCCGUCGCGGACGAGAUCGAGCAGCGAAGAAAAAAGGAUGUGACGAUGUACGUGAACUCCGGCACCGGCGAGUGGGGCUCGGCGCCGUUCAGGCAUCCGGCCAGCUUCGAGACGGUGGCGAUGGACGCGGAGCUGAAGAACAAGGUGAAGUCCGAUCUGGAACAGUUCGUGAAGUCGAAGCAGUACUACCACCGGCUAGGCCGCGUUUGGAAGCGGAGCUACCUCCUCUACGGCGCGCCAGGCACCGGAAAAUCCUCCUUCGUCGCCGCGAUGGCGAAGUUCCUCUGCUACGACGUCUACGACGUCGACGUUUCGAAGUUCACCGACGGCGCCGAUUGGAAGGUGAUGCUGAUGCAAACGACGGCGAAGUCUCUGAUCGUUAUCGAGGACCUCGAUCGCUUGCUCACGGAGAAGUCAAAGUCAAACACAACGAGCUUAUCGAGCGUGUUGAACUUCAUGGACGGAAUCGUAUCGUGCUGCGGAGAAGAGCGCGUGAUGGUUUUCACGAUGAACGAAACUAAGGACGAAGUUGAUCAAGCGGUUCUGAGGCCUGGGAGAGUUGACGUUCACAUACACUUUCCCUUAUGUGAUUUCUCCACCUUUAAGAUUCUCGCGAGUAGUUACUUAGGGUUGAAGGAGCACAAGCUUUUCCCUCAGGUGGAGGAGGUUUUUCAGACCGGGGCCCGGCUCAGCCCGGCCGAGGUUGGCGAGAUUAUGAUAUCGAACCGGAAUUCUCCCACGCGGGCCUUGAAAACCGUUAUUUCGGUCUUGCAGGUCCAUUCAGAGGGACAGAGGUUGAGCCAAAGCGGGUCGGGUCGGAAUAGCGAUGAUAACGAACCGGGUGCGGUUAUAUGUAGGGAGAGUGUUCACACGGUGAGGGAGUUCCGGAAGCUGUAUGGGCUUUUGCGUUUGGGAAGUAGGAGGAAAGAGGAGUCCUAUUCGGGGCCCAUAGAGAAAGAGGCUCCACGUAUCUAGACUCGGGUCGGAUAAAAGUAAUCGGGUUUUCUUUCCUUUUUUUAUUUUCUACAAAAAAAUGUAUAGUUGCUUGCCAAGUUGCCCGAGUUUUUUUUUUUGCAGUUAGAAAUUAUAUUGUUGUAUCUACAAAGAAAAAUAAUGGUAGGUCGGUAAGGUCGAAGCAACUACACCUCACAUUUUUGUUUAGUCCGUUGAUAAGAACACAUAUCAAAUGCAUCACUUAUUCUUUAACUUC